Corticium candelabrum is the source of this 2931-nucleotide messenger RNA. RefSeq names its product copine-3-like. The record is from RefSeq and is a predicted model, not a curated record. Gene Ontology annotation, cellular component: plasma membrane. NCBI's taxonomy places the organism in Eukaryota, Metazoa, Porifera, Homoscleromorpha, Homosclerophorida, Plakinidae. Gene Ontology annotation, molecular function: calcium-dependent phospholipid binding. Gene Ontology annotation, biological process: cellular response to calcium ion. The transcript has 18 exons. The coding region runs from base 28 to 1617 and encodes 529 amino acids.
GCUUCCUGUGGUUGUACUUUCAACUUCAUGGCGUCCGCAUCAUGUGCGUCGCAAGUGGAUCUUCAUAUAUCAUGCAAAGGACUGCCAAACAUGGACAUUACAUCAAAAUCCGACCCACUGGUAGCUGUAAUGCUCCAUGACAGAAAUAGCGAUCAAUGGAAAGAGGUGGGAAGAACAGAGAGAGUGAUGAACACACUGGAUCCGUUGUUUGCGACGUCCGUAGGGCUAACGUAUCGUUUUGAAGAAGUUCAGAAAUUGGAUUUCCGUGUUUAUGACAUUGAUGAGUAUACGACGCAUUCUCUGGACGACGACGACUUUCUGGGAUCUGCAGAGACGACACUCGGACUGAUUGUAGGCAAUCAUGUGACAACAUUGCCACUGAAGAGGAAAGGAAAAGAUGCUGGAACAAUAACGCUUGUUGCUGAAGAAACAUCGAACGUCAAAGAAAUGCUCACAUUUCAUUUCUAUGCCAGAAAUCUUGACAACAAGGACUUCCUUUCAAAAUCAGAUCCAUAUCUAGAAUUUACGCGUGCUGUUGGAGACAUGUAUAUUACGACUCAUCGCACUGAGGUGGUGAACAAUAAUCUGAACCCCAACUGGCGACCAUUCAGUCUUUCAUCUGAACAACUAUGUGGUGGAAACGAAGACAAAGAACUAAAAGUGAGUUGUUAUGACUACGAUGAUGAUGGUGGACACGAUCUUAUUGGUAUUUUUACGACAAGUGUAAGAGAGAUGAAACAAGCAACGAAGCAGCCUCUCCAGUGGGAGUGUAUUUCACCCAAGAAAGCGAAGAAGAAGAAAAAGUAUCGUAACUCCGGUGUGAUACACUUGUCAAGAAUUCAGGUUGAAAAACUUUACUCGUUCGUCGAAUUUCUAUCCGGCGGAUGCCAAAUCAACUUCACAGUGGGGAUCGACUUCACAGGAUCUAAUGGUGAUCCACAACAACCCACAUCACUGCACUACAUGAAUCCGUAUCAACCCAAUGAAUACAUGCAAGCUCUUACGACUGUGGGCAGCAUCUGUGAGCAAUAUGACUCCGACAAGCGGUUUCCUGCGUUUGGAUUUGGCGCGAAACUUCCGAAUGGAUCGAUAUCACACGAAUUCCCAUUGAAUUUCAAUCCAUCCAAUCCCUACUGUGAAGGUAUUAUGGGUGUGUCAGCAGCAUAUCAGAAUGUUUUACGUCAAGUGACUUUGUGGGGACCGACAAAUGCUGCUCCAAUAAUCAAUCAUGUUGCGAAGUUUGCGAUGGAUGCAUCGCGGUCUGAAACAGCAAAUAACUAUUUCAUUUUAUUGUUGAUAACUGACGGUGUCCUAUCAGACAUGGUCGAGACCAAAAAGGCCGUCAUUCGUGCAUCUUCUCUCCCCAUGUCAGUAAUCAUCGUCGGUGUCGGCAAUGCCGAUUUCUCAGACAUGCAUGUACUCGACUCGGAUGACAGCAGGCUGUCUUACGGUCACAUGCAAGCCGAGAGAGAUAUAGUGCAAUUCGUGCCUUUCAGAAAGUACAGAACGGCGCCACCUGCAGAUUUAGCGAGGGAUGUCUUGGCUGAAGUUCCAGCUCAAGUUGUUGAAUAUUUUCGUAUCAAGAGAAUACAGCCAAUGAAACGUCCCGAAAUGUGACAGUUUUGCUACAGUUGCCGUGUUAUUGUAUUAUUCUGCUCUUUUUUGUUGUUGCAAUUUUUGGUGUUUGAUGUGGGCUUUUGUGGUGGGAAGUUGACAGACGAUUUUCGUAGUCUGUGUAAGUGCACUGUUGACUUGCUGUCUAUUAAUUCUUGUGUCAUCAUUUGGGGAAAAUACAAAUUGAAUGAUUAUGAAAGUACAGGAGCUAUAGUACUUGCUUGUUUGUUUCCUGUCUUUAUCUGCUUGUUGUCUGUCUGUCUGUCUGUCUGUCUGUCUAUCGGUUUGUCUUCUUCUUUGUUUGUUGUCUGUCUGUCUGUCUGUCUGUCUGUCUGUCUGUCUGUUUGUCUAUCUGUCUUCUAAUACAGACUAUACUUCCAUAAAUCUCAGCUGACACAAUCAGUAACCAACUGAACAGGACCAUAAGUCAGCAUUUCUCAUAAGCUGCCUACUGUCUGCUUGGUCUUACGUCAGGACUGAGAAACUUGCGGACCUGAACGGGAGACCACAGGGCAAUUAACUACCCAGAUAUGGGCAAUAAACCAACCAAUCAGAAGUGUUUCACAUGUAUAGUUCCACCCAAUCAAGAGGAAACAAAGUAGGCGCGAAGUUCAAAACUCUCACUUCUUUGUGUCUACUGUACACGAUAUCAGAGAUGUCUUUUAACGGCAUGGUUCAAGGUCUGGCUUAAUUCAGCUGACUUUCGUCUGUUUGAAACAUUCUCUUCUGAGACUUCAACAAGAGGGCAGUAACUAGUGCAGAUCUCUUUUCCUCUCUGCAUCAAACACUGGAGGCAUUUGAAGAAUCAGUGACCUUCAACAAAUCAUCUGAAGGAUCGAGACUACAAUAACUGGUUAGUCAAGGAAACAGCAAACUGGCUAAUCAGCAAUGGUUUUGAAGAAUGAAUACGUUGCUACCAGAUUUAUUGUAACUUGCUUCUCCAGAUGAAGAGAUAGACAGAGAAGCAAGCAAUGGCAGAUAUGACACCAUGCGGGCUUCAGGAAAUUGGUAUCAAGAAGAUGGGGCACAAACUAAAAUUUAUUCGCAGGAUUAAAGCCAGGAAAAGAAAACAUAAACCAGAACAAAACUGGCUCCACCAGUACCAGUCAAAUGUGCAAGAUAAGUAAUUUAUCUGGGAAAUUGACUCAGAACUGCCAGACGUACCUAAAGAUUCACCAUUCACACAUAUCAUAAUGUCAAUUGUUAUAUACAAAGUAUAAUUAUAGUUACUAAGACGCAUACCAAAGUACUCAAGCAAAGACAAGAAACUGGCUAGUUGUGGAACUAAAAGCACUGCGUGACAGAGACAGGAGAUUG